This is a messenger RNA of Odocoileus virginianus texanus, 6471 nucleotides long. The record is from RefSeq and is a predicted model, not a curated record. NCBI's taxonomy places the organism in Eukaryota, Metazoa, Chordata, Mammalia, Artiodactyla, Cervidae.
AUGAGGAGCCUGCCGAGCCUGGGCGGCCUCGCCCUGUUGUGCGCCGCCGCCGCCGCCGCCGCCGCCUCAGCCACCUCGGCGGGGAAUGUCACCGGCGGCGGCGGGGCCGCGGGGCAGGUGAACGCGUCGCCGGGCCACGGCUCCCACAGCCCAGGCCCCGAGGACCGGACCCCCGCGCGCCACCCUCCACCGACCCCAGGCUGCGUCUUCCUCAGCCCAGCCCCCGGAGACCACCCCUCCUCCGACCACCGCCGGGCCCGCUCCGACCACCGCCGCCGGGCCCGCUCCGACCACCUCUCAGGCAUCGCUCGUUCCCUCGCGGGUCACACCUCCUGCGGUGGAACGUACUCCGACUACCCCUCGGGUGACAGCCAGACCCGCGCCGACCACCCUCUCGACGACCACUGGCCCAGCGCCGACCACCCCUGUAGCGACCACGGUGCGGGCGCCCACCGCUCCCCCGAUCCCGACCUCGGCUCUCCCCGGCGGCGGCGGCGGCAGCAGCAGCAGCAGCGUCCCGCCCACCCCACCUGCCACCGAAGCCCCCUCUCCGCCUCCCCCAGCACCAACUUCAACAGACAGAAUGUUCUCCCCAUCAAAUGUAAACACAUCUCCAAUGACAUCAGCAUCUUCUCAGAACCACCAGAAUCCGAGCAUGAAAACCACCAGAGGAACUCAAACCACCAUCACAGCUGUAAGAACAACAACUCUCUCAUCAUCGACACAUGCACACAAAUCUACAGAAGGCACUUCCCAGAGGCCAUCUCCUUCAGGUACAACAACCACUUCAGUCCCACCCUGUGUGAGGCAUACACCUGCAGUAACAUCAAAAAUAUCAGGAACAAAAACCUCAGCAGACACCACUGCAGGAAACCCGAGGAACACAUCACCAACUCUACCGAGACAUAUCCAUCCAGUCUCCACAGUGUCAAUGACAACCGGACCAGAGAUGCAAUCAACCUUACCCCCUUUCACCACUUCUACCAGGAAAAUAUCAGCAUCUUCUCAGAACCACCAGAAUCCGAGCAUGAAAACCACCAGAGGAACUCAAACCACCACCAUCACAGCUGUGAGAACAUCAACUCUCUCAUCAUCGACACAUGCACACAAAUCUACAGAAGGCACUUCCCAGAGGCCAUCUCCUUCAGGUACAACAACCACUUCAGUCCCACCCUGUGUGAGGCAUACACCUGCAGUAACAUCAAAAAUAUCAGGAACAAAAACCUCAGCAGACACCACUGCAGGAAACCCGAGGAACACAUCACCAACUCUACCGAGACAUAUCCAUCCAGUCUCCACAGUGUCAAUGACAACUGGACCAGAGAUGCAAUCAACCUUACCCCCUUUCACCACUUCUACCAGGAAAAUAUCAGCAUCUUCUCAGAACCACCAGAAUCCGAGCAUGAAAACCACCAGAGGAACUCAAACCACCACCAUCACAGCUGUGAGAACAUCAACUCUCUCAUCAUCGACACAUGCACACAAAUCUACAGAAGGCACUUCCCAGAGGCCAUCUCCUUCAGGUACAACAACCACUUCAGUCCCACCCUGUGUGAGGCAUACACCUGCAGUAACAUCAAAAAUAUCAGGAACAAAAACCUCAGCAGACACCACUGCAGGAAACCCGAGGAACACAUCACCAACUCUACCGAGACAUAUCCAUCCAGUCUCCACAGUGUCAAUGACAACUGGACCAGAGAUGCAAUCAACCUUACCCCCUUUCACCACUUCUACCAGGAAAAUAUCAGCAUCUUCUCAGAACCACCAGAAUCCGAGCAUGAAAACCACCAGAGGAACUCAAACCACCACCAUCACAGCUGUGAGAACAUCAACUCUCUCAUCAUCGACACAUGCACACAAAUCUACAGAAGGCACUUCCCAGAGGCCAUCUCCUUCAGGUACAACAACCACUUCAGUCCCACCCUGUGUGAGGCAUACACCUGCAGUAACAUCAAAAAUAUCAGGAACAAAAACCUCAGCAGACACCACUGCAGGAAACCCGAGGAACACAUCACCAACUCUACCGAGACAUAUCCAUCCAGUCUCCACAGUGUCAAUGACAACCGGACCAGAGAUGCAAUCAACCUUACCCCCUUUCACCACUUCUACCAGGAAAAUAUCAGCAUCUUCUCAGAACCACCAGAAUCCGAGCAUGAAAACCACCAGAGGAACUCAAACCACCACCAUCACAGCUGUGAGAACAUCAACUCUCUCAUCAUCGACACAUGCACACAAAUCUACAGAAGGCACUUCCCAGAGGCCAUCUCCUUCAGGUACAACAACCACUUCAGUCCCACCCUGUGUGAGGCAUACACCUGCAGUAACAUCAAAAAUAUCAGGAAGAAAAAGGUCAACAGACAGCACUGCUCCACCAUGAAGGCUGAGACAUCAGGAAAAAUCGCAACCUCACAGAGGGCAGACAGCGGGGGAAGCACAGCAUCACUACCCUCAACAACCUCCCAGACCCUUACCACCUCCACUCCUGGGACUUCUACAGGCACCCACUCCACAGCUGCACCAGUCCCUGUUAACCCUGGGAAAGGUGUUCUCCUCUUCCCCUAUGGGCCAAGUGCUGGAGACCGGGAGUUUGUCAGGAGGACCGUGGACUUCACCUCACCACUCUUCAAGCCCCGGAUCGGCUUCCCCCUUGGCUCCUUUCUCUCGGAUUCCCUCUACUUCACAGAUAAUGGCCAAAUCAUUUUCCCGAAGUCAGACUACCAGAUUUUCUCCUACCCCAACCCUCCCCUUAAAGGCUUUUCAGGCUGGGACUCUGUGGCCAUGGUGGCUCCAUUCUGGGAUGAUGCUGAUUUCUCCAGCAGCCAGGGAACCAUGUUUUACCAGGAAUAUGAGACUCUCUAUGAUGACUACAACACACUAGUGCAGAAGGUGGAGUCUUCAAUUAAUAUGUUAACAAAGGCCGGAAACUACAAAGCCAGGUGGACGCUAAAGAUCACGUGGGUUCAUGUCCCUGCCUAUCCUGCCCGGGUGACCAUCGGGACCAACACCUACCAGGCCAUCCUUUCCACAGACGGGAGCAGGUCCUACGCCCUAUUUCUCUACCAAAGCGGUGGUAUGCGGUGGAAUGUGACCAGGCGACCGGGCAACCCUGUCCUGAUAGGCUUUUCCAGUGGAGAUGGGUAUUUCAAAAACAGCCAAUUGACAUUACAUCCAGUAUGGGAGAAGUAUCGUCCAGACCAAUUCCUGGAUUCCAACACAGGCCUCCGGGGGCUACAGAUCUACCAGCUGCACAGAGAAGUAAAGCCCAAUUACCGUCUCCGGUGUCUGCAGCGGUUGAAGAGAGAGCCUCAGUGGCCCAGCUGGGGCUGGAACCAGAUCUCCUGCCCUUGCUCCUGGAACCAGGGAGUAUUGGAUUUAAGAUUCCAGUCCAUCAGCAGAGGCAUCCCAGGCCUGAGAAUGUCUGGGCUUGUUGCAGGCAGCAGACAGCUGUGCAGCUCCUCCUCCUGGCGUGGGGGCGUGUGCUGCCGCUACGGACCCUGGGGAGAGCUGCUCCAAGGCUGGAGAGUGCAGAGUCCUUGGCAACUUGACCAAGAACUGGAGCUGCAAAACUGGUGUUGCCAUUUCAACAGCAAGCCCUCAUUCUGCGCGCUGUACCAGCUAAGGCGGCCCCCCAUCAGCUGCGCUGGGUACCAGCCCUCAAGUCUCGCCUGGAUAGUUGGGGACCCCCACAUCACCACCUUGGAUGGUGUCAAUUACACCUUCAGUGGGCUGGGAGACUUCCUGCUGAUCCGGACCCAGGACAGAAACUCCUCCUUCCUGCUGCAGGGCCGCACUGCCCAGACCUGCUCAGCAAAUGCCACCAAUUUCAUUGGCUUUGCUGCUGAAUACCGCUCCAGCAGCCUGCACCCUAUCACAGUUCAAUGGCUCCUUAAGCCCAAUAACACAAUCCAUGUUCAGCUCAAUAACCAGACCAUAGCAUUUGAGGCUAAUGGUGAAGAUGCAAAAGACCAGGAGAUCUUCAGCAGCUCUGGAGUCAUAAUGACCCACUACGGCUCCACGGUAUCAGCCAGUUUCGAUGGUGCUGUGGCCGUCUCUGUGCUCGCUAGCUCCAACAUCCUCCACAUCUCCUGCGGCCUUUCGAAGGGGUAUCAGAACCACACUGAGGGCCUCAUGGGCUUCUGGAACGGCAACCCAGAUGACGACUUCAGGAUGCCCAAUGGCUCCACAAUACCGAAAAGGAGCUCCGAGGAGAUGCUUUUUCACUAUGGAAUGACCUGGAAAAUCAAUGGAACAAGCCCUUUUGGCAAGAGGGACGACAAUUUGCCUUCCAGCUUCACUCCUGUCUUCCUUUCACAACUGCUGCGAAACACAUCCUUGAAGAAAAAUUUGACCUCUUGUCAUGGAGAUAAUCAAUGCAUCUUCGAUGUCCUGGCCACAGGAAGCGAAAACCUCGGAAAGGACACUAGGCAGAUAUUUAGACGCUACCAGCAGAUGAACACUACGCUGAAUCAGUACCCACCUUCUAUCAAGGGUCCUGAUGUGAUAAAAGCCUACAUGGGACAGACCACAGUGGUUAAUUACACCAGCAAUGCUAAGGACAUCACAUUCACCCUCAGAGAAAACUGCAUGGACUUCAAGCUCUUUGAGAAUGGGACAUUGCUAUGGACACCAAAGUUGCUGGAACCAUUUACUCUGGAGAUUCUAGCAAGCAGUGCCCAGGGAAACUUGUCAUCUGUACUCAAGCCAAGGACAGUGGUCUGUGAGUGCAAGGCAGAGAGCCAGUGUUUGUACAACCAGACCAGCUGGGUGAGCAACUCCUCCCUGGAGACAGCAGACUGCAAGUGCGAUGGCAAUACCUUCGGCCGCUACUGCAACUACUCCAAGGACCCCUGUGAUGAGCAGUGCUUCCCGAAUGUGAAGUGCAUUCCUGGAAAGGGCUGCGAGGCCUGCCCCCCGAACCUGACUGGGGAUGGACGACACUGUGCACCUCUGGAGAAACCCUUCCUCUGUCAGAACGAGUCCUGCCCUGAGAACUACUGCUACAACAACGGCCUGUGCUCCAUCUCCCACACUCUGGGCUGCCAGCCCGUCUGCACCUGCCCCGUGGCCUUCACCGAUGCCCGCUGCUUCCUGGCUGGGAACAAUUUCACUCCAACCAUCCGUCAAGAGCUUCCUUUAAGGAUCAUCCAGUUCUCGCUCAUUGAAGACGAAAAUGCCUCCCAAGCAGAUGUCAACGCCUCGGUGGCCUAUAGACUGAAGAACCUGGAAGUGUGGGCCUUUCUCUGGAACAGACAAGUGGAUCAAGCUAAACCCUCAACAGCACCAGCCUCAGGAAGCUCCCUUCACCACUGGAACAUCAUCUCUGAGUUCCAGUACCACCCUAAGGGCCCUGUCAUUGACUUCCUGAACAACCGGCUGCUGGAUGCGGUGGUGAAGGCGUUCUUACCCCCGGCUCCCCAGAUGAGGGGGAAUAGAAGUGGCGGGCCCAGGAACAACGUGGCCUUCCACUCCAUCUCCAGGAAGGACAUGUACAGUGUGAUGGCUCUGAAUGUGAGCAUGCUGGCAACUUACUUCCAAUGCAAGGGCUACAAGGACUACCACCUGGUCUACAGCCCCCAGGAUGGCUUCACCUGCGUGUCCCCCUGCAGUCAGGGCUACUGUAAGCACGGAGGCCAGUGCCAGCACCUGCCGGAUGGGCCCCGCUGCAGCUGUGUGCCCUCCUCCAUCUACACGCCCUGGGGCAAGCGCUGUGAACAACUGAGCAUAAAAUUCCGAGCCUUCUUCGGGAUUCUCUUUGGGACCUUGGGUGCCGUCUUGCUGCUGGGGGUCGCGGUGUUUGUGGUCCUGCGCUUCUGGGGCUGCUCCUGGGCCCGUUUCUCCUACCCGCUGGACUCCGAGAGCUGAGGCCUCGCGUCGAACACGAACACGGGCAGCUGUGGCCAAGGAUACCUCCGGACCCACCCCAGUUUCACCUGCACACACUUUCAGGCAUCAUGCUUUUGGGAUACUGGAAAAAGGAAGAUGACUGGUGACAAUUCAUUAUUCUUCAAGAAGAAUGAUUAAUGGGAAUGAAUAAUAAAGUCAAGACCACACCUUGUUAGUACAGAAGACACAGAGGCUGACAAGAAGAGGUCAUAAAGAUCUACUAUAUAAAUAGAUGGGUUCUCACCAGACCUAGCCACAGAGAGACCUACAGAAACACAGAAGUCACAUAUCAGAGUUGAUGAGGUGAUGGCUCUAAAUUAAAAACCAAAAUAUAUUUGCAUACAAAACUCUCCAGUUCACUUCUAAUUAAAGCCUAUUUAAAUAAAAUCCCUCUGGCUUUUUGUGUCUCCAAAGUCACGGAUUUCAUUCAUGAUUUUCCUCUGGUGGCUGAAGGCCUUGACACAGAGGGUGGAGGGAGCAGAGGUCAGUUGGACUCAGUCCUCCUUCAGCCCUCAGUUACUCCAUGUUGGGAAGUUGGGUUGCUCCAGCCCAGACUUGGAUCUUUUCUUCAGCCUCCACAUCACUUUC